Molecule: messenger RNA, 2077 nt
Organism: Solanum dulcamara
Lineage: Eukaryota; Viridiplantae; Streptophyta; Magnoliopsida; Solanales; Solanaceae
Product: 7-deoxyloganetin glucosyltransferase-like
Exons: 3
Coding region: 101-1561 (486 amino acids)
Molecular function (GO): UDP-glycosyltransferase activity
Source: RefSeq, a predicted model, not a curated record
AUAUAUAAGUUUUUGCAUACUGUUCCUCUUUCCAAAACAAUAGUCAAUACAUAUCCUUCGUUUUCCAGCACUUUGAGAGAACCGAAAGAUAAGGGGAAAAAUGUCUUCCACUGGUCCUGAACUUGAUAAGCCUCAUGCAGUUUGCAUACCAUACCCUGCCCAAGGCCACGUUAGUGCAAUGUUAAAAUUAGCCAAAAUCCUCAGUCACAAAGGUUUUCACAUCACUUUUGUCUACACUGAAUACAAUCAUAGGCGUCUUCUUAAGUCUCGUGGCCCUGAUUCCCUCAAAGGCUUGCCAUAUUUUCGAUUCGAGACCAUUCCUGAUGGUCUCCCACCAUGUGAUGCUGAUUCAACUCAAGAUAUUCCUCCUCUGUGUGAAUCCACCACCACUACUUGUUUAGGUCCUUUCAAGGAAUUGCUAACGAAGCUCAACGACACUUGUUCAUCUAACGUGCCACCUGUCUCGUGCAUAUUCUCCGAUGGAUGUAUGAGCUUCAUUCUAGAUGCUGCUCAAGAUUUGGGCAUUCCUCCAGUUUUCUUUUGGACCUACGCUGCUUGUGGGACUUUAGGCUACAUGCAUUACUGCAACCUUGUCGAUAAAGGAUACAUUCCACUUAAAGAUGAAAGUUGCUUGACAAAUGGUUACUUAGAGACGACUUUGGAUUGGAUACCAGGCAUGAAAGAUGUACGUUUAAGGGAUCUUCCAAGUUUCCUUAGGACUGCAAAUCCAGACGAUUACAUGAUUAAAUUUACCUUACAAGAAGCAGAGAGAUCGAAACAAUAUGCUUCCGCUAUUGUUGUCAAUACAUUUGAGGCAUUAGAGAAGGAAGUUCUUGAAUCACUUCAAACACUUGUUCCUCCUGUGUACGUAAUUGGACCUUUGCAUUUGCUUCUGAAACAUGUUGACGACGAGAAUUUGAUGGAUUUGGGAUCCAAUCUUUGGAAAGAAGAACCAAAGUGUCUUGAAUGGUUGGAUUCUAAGAAACCAAAUUCUGUUGUUUAUGUUAAUUUCGGAAGCAUUACUGUUAUGACUCUCAACCAUCUUAUCGAAUUUGCCUGGGGACUUGCCAAUAGUCAGCUGGAUUUUUUGUGGAUUAUAAGGCCUGAUAUUGUAUUAGGAGAACAAGCGGUUCUUCCACCCGAAUUCAUGGAGGAAACUAAAGAAAGAGGGAGGCUAGUAAGUUGGUGCCAACAAGAACAAGUCCUUAACCACCCUGCAAUUGGAGGGUUCUUGACUCAUAGUGGAUGGAAUUCGACCCUUGAAAGUAUUAGCAGUGGGGUGCCAAUGAUUUGCUGGCCAUUCUUCGCAGAGCAGCCGACUAACUGUUGGUUUUGUUGCACCAAGUUGGGGAUUGGAAUGGAGAUUAACAAUAAUGUGAAGAGGGACGAAGUUGAAGCCCUUGUAAGAGAGCUGAUGACCGGGGAGAAAGGCAAAGAGAUGAAGAAAAGGGCCUUGGAAUGGAAGAAGUUGGCUGAAGAAGCUGUUAAAAAACCAGCAGGAUCAUCUUAUGUGAACAUAGACAAAUUGAUCAACGAAAUUCUCCUCUCUCCUAAACACUAGGCAUUACUAAUUAACAGGGUUUUAAAUGUGAUUUUUGGAAAUGGGUUGAUGAUCCACUUCAUCCUAGAGUUGCAAAUCUUAUCCACAAUUUAAAGAUGGAAAAUGAUAAUCUCCAUCGUGAAAAGAAAGCUUUGGAGACAAGGAUGGUCAAUCUUGAAAAGUAUUUGGCAUCUGAUAUUGAAGAAAAUUGUGAACGUCUAGAUGUAAUUAGUGUUUCCAAUAGUGAAGAAGUUGUUUAAAGAUGGAAAAUGAUAAUCUCCAUCAUGAAAAGAAAGCUUUGGAGACAAGGAUGGCCAAUCUUGAAAAGUAUUUGACAUCUGAUAUUGAAGAAAAUUGUGAACGUCCAGAUGUAAUUAGUGUUUCCAAUAGUGGGGAAGUUGUUUUCGAUAAUGAAGAGGUUGUUGUCGAUAAGUCUUUGGGGCAUAAUAGUGAUGGAAAAUAAAAAUGUAAGAAAAAAGUCUGUAAAAUGUGGAUUGUGUUAGCUAUGUCGUGGUAUUUUUUUGCAGGAUUCAUCAC